CAGUCAUCAUACACAUUUUCUUCUCUCUGUUUUUUCUUGAACCCCAGUUUGGGAAAAAGCUUCAAAUUUUAGUUAUGGAGUCAUUAACAGGGUCAUCAUUAAAAGGGGUUUGUUUGGAUAAGGUUUUAGAUAAACACAGAGGUUUAUCUUUGUGUUCUAAGGAUGUUUUUGGUCUUAAUAAAAAAUCAGAAAUUUGCUUUCUUGGAUUAUCAAGCUCCAAGAUUAUUCACAUCAACUCAUUUUCUGUUCAGCACAAAAUAAUUCAGCCUAUUUCUUGUACUUCUGACUCUCAGAUAGAUACUCAGAGUGAAGAAACAGAGACAACUGAUACAAAUCAACCCGAACUAGUUCGCGUAAAAUUCCAAUUGAAUAAGGAAUGCUCCUUUGGUCAGCAUUUCCACAUAGUAGGCGAUGAUCCAAUGCUUGGUUCAUGGGAUCCAUCAAAUGCAGUGCCACUUGAAUGGUCAGAAGGACAUGUCUGGAACGUCGAGUUGGAUAUGCCAAGUGGAAAAACUAUCAGCUACAAGUUCAUUAUGAAAGUAGAUGAUGAGAGUAUCGUGUGGCAAGAAGGCCCUGAUCGAAUUCUUCAAACAUGGGAAACGAAGAACACUAUAACUGUUACUGACGAUUGGGAUAAUGCUGAGCUGCAAACAAUUGUUGAAGAGGAACCUGGUGUUAGUGCAGAAACUUUAAUAGUUGAGAAUCUGGUUCCACCAACAGUUGUAAACGUAGAAGAUGAUGCAAAUGAGGAAAAAACUAAUGAUGUUUUAGCUAUAGUUGCCGAAAACAUUACUGAAGUAAAAGAGGAUGUGAACACUGAUCGAAAUGAGGACACAACAAUGGAAGCAAAAGCUAUUGGGAAAAAUGGAAUGGCAUUUCAUGAUCAAGUCUUAAGCUCAAAAAAAGAGUCCAUCUUAGUUGAGGACGAAAAAGUUCCUGUCUUGGUUCCUGGCUUAACCAAAGUUUUGACCUCAGAGGUUCACACGGACAAAGUUGUUGCUGAGAGCUCACUUGGAUCAUAUAGUGAGGGGUUAAAUGUGUUGUUGGAUGAAGUUCACAUGGACAAAAUUGUUGUUGUUGAGGAUUCAGUUGGAUCGAAAUCGGAGGAGUUCAAUGUGACAGAGUUGAGUUCAAACGAAGAGGUAGCGACCGACUUAACACAUCAUAUAGAAACACCAGAAAUGAUGAUGCUUAAUGUGCAGCAAGAUGUAACAAGAGGGGAUGAAGAUAUAGAAAAGUUUGAAUUAGUUGAAGGAGGAGGAGAAUGGUCCAAUGGAAAGCCCAUGGAAGAGAAUGUCUUUAAAAGUGAUAUACAAUGGGGUAAAAAAACUCUACAGAAGUUCUUUGCAGGUUUGGGUUUCUUUAAAGUAAAGCUUGAAGGUUGAAAACUGGCUCUUAGAGUAAAGAAUGUGUACAUAACCCAAUAAUGAGUGAUGGUCCUCUUUUUU
Messenger RNA from Lycium ferocissimum, 1448 nucleotides. RefSeq lists its product as uncharacterized. Lineage: Eukaryota; Viridiplantae; Streptophyta; Magnoliopsida; Solanales; Solanaceae. Gene Ontology annotation, cellular component: membrane. The coding region runs from base 75 to 1385 and encodes 436 amino acids. The transcript has 5 exons. The record is from RefSeq and is a predicted model, not a curated record. Gene Ontology annotation, molecular function: starch binding.